CAGGCCGUGGAUGACCUGUUACGGUGCGGGAUAUGCUUUGAUUACUUCAGCAUCGCCAUGAUCAUCCCUCAGUGUUCCCAUAACUAUUGUUCCCUUUGUAUACGCAAGUUUUUGUCCUACAAAACUCAAUGUCCAACAUGCUGUGUGGCAGUCUCGGAAUCUGAUCUGAAAAAUAACCGGACGUUAGAUGAACUCGUAAAGAGCUUUAAUUCUGCAAGACAACAGCUGUUCCAGUUGGUCUUGGAUGCUCCACUGACUUCAUCUCCAUUGGCCCGUAGCAGGCAUUCAGCUGGCAAAAGCCACGUUAGGAGUCCUAUUUCUUGGCCAGUUUUAAAAGAAGAGGUGCCAGUGAUUGACAGUUUCUUGAGAAAGGAAAAAGUUUGCACCUCAACAAUAGCAGACGGCCUGGCAGAAACAGAUCAGAAGAUUUUCAAAACUGAGGAACACCAUAACCUUUCCAGCAGUUCUGCAGAGGUUGAUGGUAAAGACAAUGAAGUGGGAUCACAAGAGACUCCUGAGUGCACCCAAAGUCAGGAAAAGCCUUCUACGUCUAUGGUAAAAGUAGUCAAUAAAGUGGAUUGUCCUGUUUGUGAGGUUGCUAUUCCAGAGCAACAUAUAAAUGUACACCUGGAUAGCUGCUUGACACGGGAAGAGAAGAAGGACAGCCUCAGAAGUUCUGCUCACAAAAGGAAGCCUAUGUCUAAAGUUGUUUACAACUUGCUCUCUGAUCGUGAUUUGAAGAAGAAACUGAAGGAACACGGUCUGUCUACCCACGGGACCCGACAGCAGCUCAUUAAAAGACACCAAGAAUUUGUGCACAUGUAUAAUGCUCAGUGUGAUUCUCUAAAUCCCAAAUCAGUUGCAGAAGUUGUUAAAGAGCUGGAAAAGAAUGAGAAGAUUCGGGUUCAGCUUGAAUUUAACAAAACCAGUGAAAAUAGCUUGAUCUUCACAAAGGACCAGACAGAGGAAGAAAUAGAUGAGAUCCACGCUGAUUAUCGAAACAAACACAGAAGUGAAUUUCAAUUUUUGGUGGAUCAAGUAAAUAAUCGGUGGAAGAAAAGUGGUAAGAGGAAAACAGAAAGUGCGCAAAACAAAGAAGAAGUCACUGUCAAAGAAUUGCCGACGGCCACAGAACAUACGGAGGAGCAUCACCCAGCUAUCGUCCUUGGAAAAUCCCAGAUACCCCCAACAGAAACACCUGAUGGCAACGGAACUGUGUCUCCUUCCUUGGAGGAGGGGCAGAGAUCAGUCUCUCCUGCCUUCUCGCUCUCAGCUGGAUCGACAAGCAGCUCCAGUUCAGACAUUUUGAGGGAUCUGCAAGGGCCUGAGACGUGUUCGACAUCUUCUGACAACAGUUUUCUGGAUCUGAGAUCUCACAAGAGAAAGUCACGUCAGCCCCGAAUGCAAGAAAAUGAUCAACUGCUUCCCAAGAGUAAGCGGAAGAAGAGCUAA
Charadrius vociferus (killdeer) is the source of this 1452-nucleotide messenger RNA. RefSeq names its product RAD18 E3 ubiquitin protein ligase (gene RAD18). The transcript is spliced from 12 exons. Bases 58 to 1452 code for a protein of 464 amino acids. NCBI's taxonomy places the organism in Eukaryota, Metazoa, Chordata, Aves, Charadriiformes, Charadriidae. Gene Ontology annotation, molecular function: ubiquitin protein ligase activity; single-stranded DNA binding. The record is from RefSeq and is a predicted model, not a curated record. Gene Ontology annotation, cellular component: nucleus; Rad6-Rad18 complex. Gene Ontology annotation, biological process: DNA damage tolerance; protein monoubiquitination.